Messenger RNA from Rasamsonia emersonii CBS 393.64, 651 nucleotides. RefSeq lists its product as uncharacterized. The transcript has 3 exons. NCBI's taxonomy places the organism in Eukaryota, Fungi, Ascomycota, Eurotiomycetes, Eurotiales, Trichocomaceae. The record is from RefSeq and is a predicted model, not a curated record. The coding region runs from base 1 to 651 and encodes 216 amino acids.
AUGAAUCCACACUUAGAAGUUAACAAUAUUCUUUUGAACGUUCGUUCCCUCGAUGACUUGAACAGAGACACUGUCCUUGCGUUAGGACUCACACGAUCCCAACCCUCAAAGCCAAGAAAGACAGGUCCCAUGCACCAGGCGGCGGCAGGGGUAAUGUACUGUACAUACACUUUGCAGAUGUCCUCGAUGCCCAGAUCCGAGAUCAUACCCGUCAUCGCCAUAGAUAUCGGCGUCAGCGGGCCUCUUGACAGGUUAUUCAAAGAUGCAGAGAAGUUGCUGCAUGGGACAGAAGGUUAUACGCAGCUUGUACUUCUCAUUAACAUUCAAGAGGAUUGGAAGAGGGUAGACGUGUAUCCCUGGGGCUUAACGGGACAGGAGCUCCGCGAUUGGGAAGAGGUUGAACUCGCCGACUGGAUCCUGGAGUGGCAUCAUGCCAAAGGAGUUCCGCUCGUAGGAGAAUUCAAGGUGACGAUGUACAUGUACUCGAAGGACAUGGAGCGUCGUCCUACCGGACCAUUCGACACCUACGAUUUCUCACUGACUGGACCUCUGAAGAAAGGGGCACUCAGUGGUCUCUUCUUCGAUAAGGAUUUCCGUGUCAAGUUGUUCGGGAUCGAGAUACGACUCCCUCUGGAGCAGCUAGAGGUAUAG